Zasmidium cellare ATCC 36951 is the source of this 474-nucleotide messenger RNA. RefSeq lists its product as uncharacterized. The transcript has a single exon. Bases 1 to 474 code for a protein of 157 amino acids. The record is from RefSeq and is a predicted model, not a curated record. NCBI's taxonomy places the organism in Eukaryota, Fungi, Ascomycota, Dothideomycetes, Mycosphaerellales, Mycosphaerellaceae.
AUGACGAACAACGACGAAAUCGUGCCAGACCUCGUCCUCCCUGAAGACUACGACCUCGGCUUCCAUGAGUUCGAUGAGAUCGGACGCUUGCUCCAGGAAGACUACGAGCGCGACCCUUGGGGCAUCUCCAUGCGCUGGAUGUUUGAAGAUGCUAUCAAAGAGCGUAGUGUCGCGAAAGUCGAGGAUCUGUUCGCGCAUCUUCAGAUUGCGGAUGGACCGAAAGCUGUCGAGGAGCUGGCGCAGCGUGUUGGCGCCGAUAAGAACGAGGUCGAGGCGCUGACGGAGAUGAUGGGCCGUUCGAGUCUUGGGAAGGAGAAGGCAGAUUCGACGAUUUCCUCGGAGUCGACUAAUGCUUCCAAAGGCUCGUCCGAAACUAUAGCUGCUUCAACGACUGAUGGCGCCCAGCAGAUGCCUAACUCUGACACCAGCGACCAGGCCAGCACCCACCUCACCGACGAGGACUUGAACAUAUAG